CAAAAACAGCUGUGCUUAUCAAAUUGGUGAAGUGUGAUGCAAACCGCUCCGCUCAUCAAUUAAAAUAAAAUAAUUUAUUUUAAAAUAUUUGAAUGAACUGCUUUAGUAUAGUGCAUUCAAUAAAUAGAAGUGUAAAUUUAUAGCUUUAAUAGUAACAGUUAAAAUGAUUAAACUAUUUUCACAAUUAGCCGGCACUAGUUUACGUUCUCUUCGCAUCGUAACCGCAGACUCGUAUCUAACCACCGCCAAGCUAGCCAGUGUAUGUGAUACAAGAAAAAAAUGGUUUAGCAAUACGAGCAUUGCUGCAGCACAGGAUGAUGAUAUGCGACAUUGUAAUGUGGGUACAAUUGGACAUGUGGACCAUGGCAAAACCACGUUAACAUCUGCUAUAACCAAAAUUCUGGCAGAGAAAGGACUGGCGCAAUAUGCAUCAUACGAUCAAAUCGAUAGGGCGCCCGAGGAGAAAGCGCGAGGCAUAACAAUAAAUGCUUGUCACAUUGGAUACGCAACAGCGCAACGUUCCUAUGCACACACCGACUGUCCGGGACAUGCCGAUUACAUUAAGAAUAUGAUAUCUGGCGCGUCACAAAUGGAUGGCGCUAUACUGGUCGUCGCCGCAACCGAUGGACAAAUGCCACAAACGCGUGAGCAUCUUCUACUUGCCAAACAGGUUGGCAUUGAACGUAUUAUCGUGUUCAUAAACAAAGCUGAUCUAGUUGAUCAGGAAGUAUUAGAAUUGGUGGAAAUAGAAAUGCGUGAAAUGUUAUCAGAUUUUGGUUUUGAUGGCAUUAACAGUCCGGUAAUUUGCGGUUCCGCAUUGUUGGCUUUAAAUGGUGAUACAUCGGCUUUUGGUGUGCCAGCAAUUGAAAGCUUACUACAACAUUUAGAUACUUAUGUACCGACGCCAACGCGUGAUUAUACAUCUCCCUUCAUAUUGCCAAUUGAUAAUGCAUUCACAGUGGCGGGACGUGGUACGGUCGUCGUUGGCACAAUCAAACGUGGAACAAUGCUUAAAAAUGAUUUAGCCGAUUUGCUUGGUUUCAAUCAGAAUAUCAAAACUAGUUUAGGAGAUAUACAAAUUUUCAAAAAGAGUGUACCGAAGGCUGUAGCGGGUGAAAAUGUUGGAGUCUUAUUACGAGCCGUUAAAAUUUCUAGCGUGGAGCGUGGUAUGCUCCUAUGUGCGGCUGACACCGAAAAUAUCUCAAAUCACUUCGAGGCCUCCAUGUAUUUACUAUCACGUGCAGAAGGUGGACGCAGUAAACCUAUGCUCUCCAAAUACAUACAGCAAUUAUUUAGCGCCACUUGGAAUGCGCCGGCACGCAUUGACAUUGUACCCUCCGAUGGCAUGUUAAUGCCUGGCGAACAUGGCAAGGUGCGCAUAACACUACUGCGAAAAAUGGUUUUAAUACCAGGACAAGCUUUUACGAUAAGAGAAAAUGGUGCAACCGUGGCGACGGGCAUGAUUACCGAAAGAAAAGCCUCGUUGGAUAUACCAAAAAAUAAAUUGUCUAAAAUUGUGGUAACUUGUUGAGUUGACAUGCAUACUUAUAUUUAGAUGUAUGUAUGUAUGUGUAAUAAAAUGCAAAUAAAGAAAAACAAA
Molecule: messenger RNA, 1600 nt
Organism: Bactrocera neohumeralis
Lineage: Eukaryota; Metazoa; Arthropoda; Insecta; Diptera; Tephritidae
Gene: mEFTu2
Product: elongation factor Tu
Exons: 4
Coding region: 164-1531 (455 amino acids)
Biological process (GO): mitochondrial translational elongation
Cellular component (GO): mitochondrion
Molecular function (GO): translation elongation factor activity; GTPase activity; GTP binding
Source: RefSeq, a predicted model, not a curated record